Molecule: messenger RNA, 837 nt
Organism: Closterium sp. Naga37s-1
Lineage: Eukaryota; Viridiplantae; Streptophyta; Zygnematophyceae; Desmidiales; Closteriaceae
Source: the annotation of a GenBank genome assembly
AUGUGCAGACAAGGCCAUCAGGUUGACGCUCAGCCCGUCAUUUCCGCUUGCCGCCUCGUCUCACUCCUCUCCCGCCCCGCCCCCCCUUCCCCUUGCUGGUUCCGAUGCCUGGAAGGGGACAAUGCAAUGUGCGUAGCCAGGGGACAACGCCUCCGCUUCUCCUUUUCCCCGUUGCCACUCCCCCUUCCCCCCCACCCUUUCCAGGUCAAGCUGCGCACAGACAAGACAGCACCAUCCGCGUGGCGAGGGCGAGGCAGAAACCUCCCCUUCCUCGCCUUGUUGCCGGACCUCCGCCCUCCUACUCGUCCCUUCCCCCCCUCUCGCAGGUUCAAGAUCAAGCUGCGCACAGACAACGCCAUCCGCGUGGUGAGGGCAAGGGCAGCACUCUCAUCCCCUUGUUCCCUCCCCUCCGGGCUCCCCCCUCCGCAGGUUCAAGAUCAAGCUACGCACGAACAACGCUAUAAGGGUGGCACGAGCAAGGUCGCACUACUGGAAGGGCGCGGAGCUGAAGCGGCUGAGGGCCAAGGAGGCUGCCAUCAAGCCCUUGCUGCUCCCUUCCCCCCACUCCAACCCCUCCCUUCUCCUCCUUACAGGUUCAAAAUCAAGCUACGCUCGGACAACGCUAUCCGCGUGGCGCGGGCUCGGUCGCACUACUGGAAGGGCGCGGAGGUGAAGUGGCUGAGGGCCAAGGAGGCGGAGAUCAGGCGGCAGCAGAGAGACUUUCGGCAGAAGCUUGCUUGGAUCAUGGCCAAACGCGCCAGGUGGGGUGGGGUGCUGGGGGGGAGUAUGGUGGGUGGGUUGGUGGUGGGGAGGGGAUUGAGCGCUGAGCAGGGGUAA